Molecule: messenger RNA, 534 nt
Organism: Lachancea dasiensis
Lineage: Eukaryota; Fungi; Ascomycota; Saccharomycetes; Saccharomycetales; Saccharomycetaceae
Source: the annotation of a GenBank genome assembly
AUGCUACCAUUAUACCUGUUGACAAAUGCAAAGGGCCAGGAAAUGGUCAUAGAGCUAAAAAAUGGUGAAGCGAUUGUCGGUCAGCUCACUAAUGUUGACAAUUGGAUGAACCUGACUUUGGCCAACGUCACACACACAUCGGCCAGCGAUUCGGUAAAGCUUCGCGAAAUCUACGUGAGAGGCAACUUCAUUAAGUCUAUCAAACUUCAAGAAGAUGCAAUCGAAAAAGUUAAACAAUCGAAUGCGCAGCAGCAAGCGCAGGGUCAUCAUCAGAACAGAGACUUUAGACGCAGACAAGGUGGUAGGAGGGACGGUGAAAAACGCUUCAACGCUGGAAAUAAUAACAGGCGUGGGGAUGGCCGUGACUUUAACAAUGGCGUUGGACGCCGUUUCAACAACAACAACAACAACAAUAGCAGGGGCGGAGAAGAACGCAGAGACGGACCGGGCAAUGGUAACGCCAUGGGAGGUUUUGUUCGACACCACCAGACCUCAUCGCAACCACCAUCAUCUAUCGGAGGACAAUCUAUUUAG